CGGGAAAUUCGUAACACUGCAAACAUAUCCACCGAUGAGAAUGCGAACCCUGGUUCUGGAAAACAGUUAUCUGGGGAAGAGAAAGUAGAGCCAGUGCAAGUUGAAGAGCGCGAAAAAAGGGGUCGAAAAGGAGAUUUCAUUCUCUCUUCUCUCGGCUACUGCGUCGGAUUUGGAAACAUCUGGAGGUUCCCUUACCUGGCUUACAAAAACGGCGGAGCUUUGUUUCUUAUCCCAUAUCUUUUGAUGUUGUUCUUGAAUGGUGUGCCACUUUUCUUCCUGGAGCUGGCGAUUGGUCAGUGGUUUAGCUCUGGAGUGACUGGCGUGUGGAAAUCAAUUUGCCCACUAAUGAAAUGUAUCUAUGCUCCUACGGUAAGAGUACAGGAUCCCCACUUGUUCGCACGGCAGUAGCCCAGAGCGCGGGCAAAUUACAAGCCCGGGGGAUUAGAGAAGUGGGUAGGGGGGGGGGGGAACGGUCAUUGUUUGGGGUUGAUGCCCGGAGUGCGGAAAAACAGAAGCCGAGGGAGAUGAAGCGAUGGGGCGGAGGAAGGGACUAGCCAUUUGUAGGUGAUAGUCGGAACAAAGAUAAGGAAUUGAAAGCAUUUGUAACCAGGUCCUUUUUUUCUCCCAAUCUAUGCUUUCUCUCCCUCGCGCUCAUAACUGUAAAAAAGAAAGACAAUAAAAUUAACAAAAACAAUGUAAAACACAAACAACAAUGGGCAAGCAUCUCUCGGUCGUCGAUUAGGCUGAGGGCGGGAGAGGACUGACACUCCAAAUUAUAAUGCCUUCUGCGUAAAAAAAAAAAAAAAAAAAAAA
Molecule: messenger RNA, 813 nt
Organism: Orbicella faveolata
Lineage: Eukaryota; Metazoa; Cnidaria; Anthozoa; Scleractinia; Merulinidae
Product: sodium-dependent dopamine transporter-like
Source: RefSeq, a predicted model, not a curated record